Molecule: messenger RNA, 261 nt
Organism: Zychaea mexicana
Lineage: Eukaryota; Fungi; Mucoromycota; Mucoromycetes; Mucorales; Lichtheimiaceae
Exons: 1
Coding region: 14-217 (67 amino acids)
Source: RefSeq, a predicted model, not a curated record
GGAGUCACUCUGUAUGAGUCGGCGCUCCAUCCUUUUGUUUGUGUGUUUAUGUGUGAUAAUGGAUUUUGAUGUGUAUCCAUUGCAGUUUAUUAAAAUAAAAGGUUUGAUAUGUAUAAACAGGUAUUUAUAUUGUGUGUGUGUGUGUGUGUGUAUAUGUGGGUUUGUAGUACAGUUGGGAGAUUGCCGUUCAGGCUUACAAAAGUUUGGGUUUACAUGAUAGUUUUUUUUUUUUUUUGUUUGUAUGUUAUAUGUUUUUUUUUU